AAUAUUUGGACGUGUAGUGCAGAUGGCUGUUUGUGUCUUUGGGAACGCCGUUAAGCGUAGAGCGGCAUAAUUUCUGUCCAGGUGUUUUUGAAAAUUGACUUUUGUUUUGUAAAUGAGUUGGUGAAAAACGCAAGCUCUGCAAAUUCAAAAAAACAGAUCCAUUUACUGAUAUCAGGAUCUUGGGGGAAUAAGCCGCAGAAUAUAGCACGAAGAGAAAUACGCAAUUUUGUUAAAAAUGGCGCCAACAAGGAAUACCCGUGCAGUUUCCAAGCAAGCUGUAACGACAACAAUAGACCCAUUACCCAUGUCUCGGAAAGGACUUACGCGGAGAAGUGCGGUUAACGUACAGGAUCAAAAUGUAGACAUUCAAACGCGCGGCAAGCGUAAAGCCGAACAAAGUCCAGCUAAAAAUGAUAAAAUUAAACGUUCUGCGUUGGGUAAUCUCACUAAUAAUGUUAAGAUGAUGCCUAUGACGACGAAAACUGUAAAUUCAGAAGACGCUUUAAAGGCUAAUCAACAUGUUUCGAAAAGGAAGGAAAGUUAUCUCAGUGGAACACAAGCACAAGUGCUCAAGGAAACACAAAACACAAUAAUAAACGAUGAUGUGUCUACACGUCAACCACUGCAGAAGAAAAUCGCAACCAGAGCAUCAACCCGACAGUCUAUAAUUGCAGCAAAUGCAAAAAAUGCCAAGAAUGAAGAAGAAACGGCAUCAAAGGCAACAACAAAUAAUGUGACAACUAUACCUAAUAUUAAGAUUUUAACAACGACAGCACCAUCAGUGAAAACUCGAAAAUCUGGACAAGCAUUGAAAUUGGCACCUCUUCCUGGAGCGCCAAUAACUGUUUUGUCGCAAGUGAAACAAACUCAAUCCAAUAAACCAGUGCGUCGGAUUUCCAAUGAAUUCAACAAGACUGAGGAAAGUUUAUAUAUGUCUGCAUUGGAGGAUAUAUCUAGUUGCGAGUCUGUGCGGUUAUCUGGUAAUUUCGAGGCAGCUAAGCGUCGUUCGGCUCUUUUGAUACAGGAAAAGAAUAAAGCUGAGAGUUCGCCAUGUCAAGGCAAAGGUGAUAAACCGCCUCCUGCGGGAGUACCUGAAGGUGUUGAAGACUUUGACAAAUUCCACUGGAAUGAUAUCUUCCAAGUAUCGAACUACGCCAUGGAUAUAUUUGAAUAUAUGAAAUCUCGUGAAGCAGAAUUUCCAAUAACGGAUUAUAUGGUAAAACAGGUUAAUUUGAAUAAGUGGAUGCGGACGCUUUUAAUCGAUUGGAUGGUAGAGGUUCAAGAGACAUUUGAAUUGAACCAUGAAACACUUUAUUUAGCUGUAAAAAUUGUUGAUCUCUUUUUAUGUCGCGUCAUUAUCAAUAAAGAUGUGUUGCAAUUACUUGGUGCGGCAGCACUUUUUAUAGCAUGUAAAUUCGAUGAACGUACACCACCUUUGAUUGAAGAUUUUCUUUAUAUAUGUGAUGGGGCGUAUAAACAUCAUGAACUAAUACGUAUGGAAAUGACAACCCUUCGUACAAUUAACUAUGAUUUGGGAAUACCAUUGUCAUAUAGAUUUUUACGCCGCUAUGCACGCUGCUCCAAAGUAUCAAUGGCCACUCUUACAUUGGCGCGAUAUAUUUUGGAAAUGUCGCUUAUGGAUUAUGCUACCAUACAAUUUAGCGAUUCGAAAUUAGCAUGCGCAGCCUUGUUCAUGGCUCUACGUUUACAUGGCGAAAAAAAGCCUUGGAUAAAAGCACUAGAAUACUACAGUGGCUAUAUGUUGACUGAUUUUGCCGAGAUUGUACCGGUUUUAAAUGCAGGCUUGCAUCGGAAACCUAAAGUGAAGACAAUUCGCAGUAAAUAUUCACACAAAAUAUUCCAUGAAGUUGCCAAAGUCCCGCUGCUUACGACUGAAGAACUGUUCGAGGACAAUUUGGACCUGAAUAUUAGCACAAAAAUUGAUGAACCUAAGAACUCAUAAAAUUUAUUACGUCAUAGUUUAAUUAGUUCAAUGCAUGUAUGUCAUUUUCAACUUAACCAAUAACAUAAAUAAACAUUUUAACAAGCACAUUACAUAACCACACAUAA
Ceratitis capitata (Mediterranean fruit fly) is the source of this 2070-nucleotide messenger RNA. It is a transcript of the gene CycB3, whose product is annotated as G2/mitotic-specific cyclin-B3. Gene Ontology annotation, molecular function: cyclin-dependent protein serine/threonine kinase regulator activity. Gene Ontology annotation, cellular component: cyclin-dependent protein kinase holoenzyme complex; nucleus; centrosome. The transcript is spliced from 2 exons. Bases 236 to 1963 code for a protein of 575 amino acids. Gene Ontology annotation, biological process: regulation of cyclin-dependent protein serine/threonine kinase activity; mitotic cell cycle phase transition. Lineage: Eukaryota; Metazoa; Arthropoda; Insecta; Diptera; Tephritidae. The record is from RefSeq and is a predicted model, not a curated record.